Messenger RNA from Dreissena polymorpha, 606 nucleotides. RefSeq names its product P30 adhesin-like. The transcript has a single exon. Lineage: Eukaryota; Metazoa; Mollusca; Bivalvia; Myida; Dreissenidae. The coding region runs from base 1 to 606 and encodes 201 amino acids. The record is from RefSeq and is a predicted model, not a curated record.
AUGGCUAUUGGCUACCAGUCCGAGUAUUCACCCAGACCGAGUAUUGCAUCCAGUUCGAGUAUUGCACCCAGUCCGAGUAUUGCACCCACUCCGAGUAUUGCAUCCAGUUCGACUAUCGCACUCAGUCCUAGUAUUGCCCACAGACCGAGUAUUACAACCAGUCCGAUUAUUGCACCUUGUCCGAGCAUUGUACUCAGUCCGAGUGUGGCACUCUGUCUGAGUAUGACACCCAAUCCGAGUAUUGCACGCAGUCCGAGUAUUGCACCUAUUCCGAGCAUAGCACUCAGUCCGAGUUUGGCACUCAGUCCGAGUAGUGCAUCUCAUCCGAGUAUUGCACUUAGUCCAAGAAUUGCAUUAAGUCCGAGUAUUACACCCAGUCCGAGUAUUGCGCCCCGUCCGACUAUUGCACCCAGUACGAGUAUUAUAUUUUAUCCGAGCAUGGUACUCAGUCCGAGUAUGGCACUCAGACCGAGUAUUGCUCCCUGUCCGAGUAUUGCACCCCGUCCGAAUAUUGCACCCAGGCCGAGUAUUGCCCUCAGUCAGUUCGAGUUUGGCACUCAGUCCGAGUAUUUCACCAAACCCGAGUAUUGUGCCUUGUCCAAUUAG